This is a messenger RNA of Anguilla anguilla (European eel), 4593 nucleotides long. Its product is annotated as clathrin coat assembly protein AP180-like. Bases 921 to 3176 code for a protein of 751 amino acids. The record is from RefSeq and is a predicted model, not a curated record. NCBI's taxonomy places the organism in Eukaryota, Metazoa, Chordata, Actinopteri, Anguilliformes, Anguillidae. Gene Ontology annotation, biological process: synaptic vesicle budding from presynaptic endocytic zone membrane; clathrin coat assembly; clathrin-dependent endocytosis. The transcript is spliced from 27 exons. Gene Ontology annotation, molecular function: SNARE binding; phosphatidylinositol-4,5-bisphosphate binding; 1-phosphatidylinositol binding. Gene Ontology annotation, cellular component: extrinsic component of presynaptic endocytic zone membrane; clathrin-coated pit; synaptic vesicle.
AUUUCAGAGGGGUGUGGGGGUUGUUGCCGGUUUGUUAAUGACGUAUCACCUGACUCCGUCAGAAUACACUGUCAAGGGGGAGGAGAGGAUGGAGUAAAUAAAUAAAUAACCAAAAGGAGAUGAAUUAAUUCAAACCUCAGCAUCAUCUAGUGCUGCUGCAUCGAGCAUUACUCGACAUAGGGAAGAAGGGAAGAAACGGACACACCGGGGACAGGGCAAGCAUAGUGCAAGGUGUCAGCCUAAUAAGAAAUUACCUAGGCUAUUAGAUCUGCGGCGUAGAUUAGUCCUCGCGUGAGAAUCGGCUGCCGUCCGGAUCGAGCCGUCAUUUUAUUACUAGACUGUCCCUGUUAAUCGCUGUAUAUUUAUUAAAAACAUUUUCCCCCAGUUACCUUAUUGGGAAAUUGAUAGCGAUUAUUACGAUUUUCUGUAAAACAGAAAACGAUCGGCUGUUUAAUGAAGCCUAGACACUUGCCUAAAUGAUAUUGGACAUUCUUCUUCAGCGAACACUGCUGAAGAAAAGCGCCGGGCCUUCGCGUGCGGAUCAGUUUCAACCUGCUUUAUUCAUUAUAACCGCGAAGAAAUAGCUAUUUAUUGCCGCGUGCGUUACGUAAGUAACGCAUUAACACCGGACUGAGGAUAAACACGAACGGGACUCCAGCGCAGAGAACAGUGUUACCUUUCCCAAGAUUAUCUAUAUUCGCAAGAGAACCCGCGCUAAUUUGAGAUUUUAUCUUAAUGUGAAAAGACCACACACUGUUAUUUCAUUCGGACAGUGAAUAUUUUUCAGGGUCCAUGUUUUAAGCCAUAGGCUGUCAUUUGGGAUUUCAAAGAGGCAGUCUGGGAACCUAAACGCUUUAACUUGGAUAGCUUGCUGUUUUCUUGGUGAGAAUUAUCCUUGAGGGUGAAACUAAGGAGAGAAGAUGUCGGGGCAGACGCUAACGGACCGCAUAGCCGCUGCCCAGUACAGCCUGACCGGAUCAGAGGUGGCUCGAGCUGUCUGCAAAUCCACCACGCACGAAGUGAUGGCGCCCAAGAAGAAGCACUUGGAAUACCUGAUCCAGGCAACCAAUGAGACCAACGUGAACAUCCCACAGAUGGCUGAUACACUGUUUGAAAGGUCCACUAAUGCCAGCUGGGUGGUGGUCUUCAAGGCACUAGUCGCCACACAUCACAUAAUGGUUCAUGGAAAUGAGAGGUUCAUCCAGUACUUGGCCUCCCGCAGCACUCUCUUCAACCUCAGUAACUUUCUGGACAAAACUGGGUCUCAUGGCUAUGACAUGUCAACGUUCAUCAGACGCUACAGCAGGUACCUGAAUGAGAAGGGCUUUGCUUACCGGCAGAUGGCCUUCGAUUUCACCCGGGUGAAAAAGGGUGCUGAAGGUGUUAUGAGGACAAUGGCUCCAGACAAGCUGCUGAAAGGGAUGUCCAGCCUGCAGGGGCUGAUCGAUGCGCUGCUGGAGUUCGACGUUCAUCCUAAAGAACUGACCAAUGGAGUGAUAAAUGCUGCCUUUCUUCUGCUCUUCAAAGACCUGAUUAAGUUAUUUGCCUGCUACAAUGAUGGAGUUAUUAAUUUAUUAGAGAAAUUCUUCAAAAUGAAGAAAGGAGAAUGCAAGGAUGCACUGGAAAUCUACAAGAGGUUCCUGACCAGGAUUACCAGAAUUUCAGAGUUUCUCAAGAUUGCUGAGCAAGUCGGGGUCGAUAAAAAUGACAUCCCUGACGUUUCUUAUGCUCCACCCAGUCUUCUGGAGUCCCUGGAGGCUCACGUGAACACCCUAGAAGGGAAGAAAGGGGACGGGUCUCCAACUAAGGGGUCCCCCACCAAUGGAUCUCCGAGCUCCACUCCAGCUAAAACAGUGGAUGGAGGCACUGUGGAGGCCCUGCCCGGGCCCCCGUCUGCUGGGGCCACUAAUGCUGUGUCGAAUGAUUUGCUGGAUCUGGACCUCUCCAGUGCCCCAGAGCCCACAGGAGCGGCAGCUGCACCCACGUCCUCCUGGGGAGAUCUGCUUGGGGAGGACUCCUUGGCUGCUCCCGCUAGCUCGUCCGAAGCUCUUCUGUCUGAACCCGCCCUUACCGUAGACUCCGCCCCCACUCCCGCCGCCGCUGCUGUCACGCCCUCUGCCGCUCCUUCUGAGGCGACCCCAGCCCCCUCGGCCGCCACUCUGGCCCCUCCCCCUUCUGCCGCCGCUCCCUCCAGCCCUGGAGACGUGGACCUCUUUGGAGACUCCUUCUCCGCCCCCCCAGGAGAAUCCGCGGCUCCUGCUGAAGGCGUGGCACGAGCAGCCACGCCCACACCGGCAGACACGGUCGCGGUCCCGGGAUCCGCUGCCCCGGCGACCUCGCGCGGCCCCUCCCCCUUACCCGACGCCGGCCUGACCGCAGACUUCCUGUCCGAUGCAUUUUCUACCCAAGCUGCGCCUCUCGCUGCUGCAGCUUCUGCCAAAGUGGAUGCCGGUGGGAUGCUGGACCUGUUUGGGGCAGAUUCGUUUGGCGGUUCUGGCGGUGAGUCCCAGCCCACCGCCCCAGGAGCCCCUGGUGUGGACUUACUAGCUGGGCUCAUGAAUCCCGCCCCUGCAGCGGCAGCUGCCACUUCCCCCGCCCAAAACAGUCUCAUGCAGCCAGGGUUUAACGCAGCCUUUGGCUCAGCCCCAGCAGCAGCGCCCUCUGGUGGCGCAGAGGCUUCACUGUUUGAUGGAUUAGGCGAGCUGCUCAUGCCUGCAGUGACGCCCCAAGGGCCCGGAGCAGCCACCUCACCUGGGAAAGCCAUCGGAGGCGACCUGGACUCCUCCCUGGCCAACCUGGUUGGGAAUCUAGGAAUGGGGAAUCAAAAUAAGGACUUGCAGUGGAAUGAGAAGAAGAUGACAGGAGGGGCCAGCUGGCAGCCUCAGGUAGCUCCCACUGGCUGGGCUGCUCAGAUGCCUGGCCCCUCCCCCGGGCCUGUUACAGGAGGUAUGGUUCCUCCCAUGGGGGUGCAGCCUGGAUUCGGCAUGCCUGCAGCAGGCGGAGCUGGAGCUCCCAUGAUGCCUCAGAUGUUCUCUCAGCCAAUGAGGCCACAGUUUCCUGCGGCAGGAGCACCUGGAGCGCCCGGUGCACCGAUGCCCCCAGCUGCUCAGAGCCCCAGAAAGCCGCCUCCUUCGAAAGAUCCCCUGGCUGACCUCAAUAUCAAAGACUUCUUAUAAACUCCCAGGUGCUGUGAGUAUUACUGGACCCCCAAGGAAAUGUCAGCUGAGGUGUUCCAAACGUUCCAGAAUGCAGCUCCUUUUUCUCACUGUCGCCCCCAGUUGACCAAUGUUGUACUGUAGCACAAUCUGUAAAAGUGAACUGUAUGAAAAAUGUGCUUGUCUCAGUGUUAUAAUUUAACUUAAAAAAAAAAAAGAAAAAAAGAAAUAUAGUGUAUUUUGACUCUUGUUUUAAGUGUUUGUGGAGGUGAAAAGCGGGGGUCUCUAUGGUGAUGCCUUCCCACACGUACCAGCCUCAAUAAUGUAUGGUCAGCUGUGGGAUGGCUGAGAUGUAUAUAAUUCUUUAUGUCAGCACAUUAUGUUCCCUCUGUUAUAAAUAUAAAUAUAUAUCUGUUCAAGAAAAUAUUGAUGUGACUCUGAUAUCAAAUUGUAGAUGUUACGUGACCAUUAUCAUCCAUCAUCAAUCCAGCUUUACUUUGGAACAAAUAUAAAUAUAUAAAUAUGAAUAUUAUAAGUAUAAGGUCAUAUAUUAACAUGUCAAGGCUCCUGUACCAUUACCAUUAAAUCCUCCAGUGUAUCUGUAUGUUUUUUCUUCUAUUGUUCCUCGUAUUGUGUGCUACAUGCAGAGAGUUAAGACUUUAAUGUGUUGCUUUUUUCAGUAUGUUAAACUACAAAACUAUAUGCAAGACAUUGUAUUGACAGAUUACAUUUUUAUCUUGGUAGCAAGAGAAAAUGUAUCAGGUAUUAGUUAUAUCUGCAGACUUAAAAAUGUAAAAAUUGCAAUGGACUCGCACUUCUUUAUCAGCAAGCUCUGGUGUUUUGGCAUCCUGACUAUUGAAUGCAACUCAUUUAAGGUGAUUGACAGGUGUCGUGUUCAUGGUGGGAUUGGGGUCUCUCGUAUUAUCCCAGCAUCAAUGUUGUGUGCACCCACUAUCUUUGGUGUUUGUCUAACAGACCUAGCUAAUCUUUUAUUGUAAUGAAUCUGGCCUAUUUUUGUAUUACCAUAGAAGAAAAAACAACCAGACAAAGGAUUGGUUCUUAACCUCGCAAAACAAUUUCCCUCGCCUUCGUCAACGCAUAAGUUCUUUCUACGGUGGUGUUGCAGGUGAGGUUCUCUGUCCUGAAGAAAUGGCUGUUGAUCAGUGUUAACUGUGUGUCCUCAUGAGGUCUGUAGAGCCGUUGGGAUCUGCAUGACUAUAGACUCUAUGGACCAGAUGUACUGGAUGCUUUGUGAAUUGUACCAUUCUAAGUGACUGUGACCACAAUUGUUGUAAAGAAAUAAUGGAUAGAAAAUAAGACAACUUAAGUUUGGUUCUGGUUUCUGUUUCUGUUUGCUUUGUUUAACACCCACUACCCAGUGCAUGUAUUCCCUUUGAAAUGCAAUAAAUUCACUGAUCUGAAGAAACAAUUAUUCAGA